AUGAAUCAAAAUUUCUUCAAGCAUAUUCGAAGUUAUAAUGCCUGUUUAUCUUUCGCUUCAUUAACAGCAAGAAUAGCUCCUCCGUCUGAUCAUGGGCCACCCUGUUUUAGGAUUUGCGGACAAAUUGUGCAUCGUGUUGGUAAUCUGAGACCUGAUCAAAAUGUUCUGCCUGCAUAUUGUCAGUUAUAUGUUUAUGAUCCUAAUACUGCUUUAAAUUUUCGAAUGGAGCAAAAUGAUUGUUGCAUACGUGAGUUGAUGGAAUUUUGGCAGAAUAUAAUUAGUCAAGAGAACCCAUUUGCUCUUGCAUUUAAAAACAUGGCUGAAAUUGAAGAUGAAGAAGUACGUCAAGCAGCUUUAGAAGGUCGACCAACUUCGAUUGUUAAAAUGUCAUUGCUUGAAGGUGGUGAUAGACGUCGAUACAAUUUUCCUUCACAUGUGGAAGUUGCCAUUGUUUUUAUUGGGGAUGAUGGUGCUCCACCUCCAUCUAGGGAAGUAGUUAUAUACCCUCGAGGUCAGGCCUUAAAAACAAUUUUAAGUAUGUCUGCAAAUCUAGAUCCAAUGAUGUAUCCAAUAUUUUUUCCAAGAGGUGAUGCUGGAUGGCAUGAGCAACUAGAGCAUCAUCCUGACCGAGCUACACGUGUUAGAAAUCGGGUUACUUUGUCUCAGUACUACAUUUACAGGCUUUCUGUUAGAGAAACCUUUAAUCCUAUAUUUUAUGCUAAGAAGCCUUUUCAACAGUAUGCUGUUGAUGCAUAUGUCAAGAUUGAAGGUCAGCGCCUUGCUUUUAUUAGAAAUAACCAAAACAGACUUAAAAGUGAACAAUAUGAUACAUUAUAUGAACAUGUAAAUAACGCUGCAAAUAACCUUAAUGUAAGACCAGGUCGUGUUGUUAUACUACCAUCCUCAUAUGUUGAAAGUCCAAGAGCUUUAAAAGAAAAUUUUAAAGAUGCAAUGGCAAUUAUAAAGAGAUAUGGCAAACCAGAUCUUUUUAUUACUUUUACCUGCAAUCCAAAAUGGAAAGAAAUUACAGAAAAUUUAAAUCCAGGUGAGAGCCCAUCUGACAGACCUGAUUUAGUUUGCCGUGUAUUUAAAAUGAAACUUAAAUGCUUCCUAGAUGAUAUUUUUAAACACGGAUUCUUAGGUAAAGUUAUAAGUCAUGUACAGGUUAUUGAGUUUCAAAAACGUGGUUUGCCACAUGUACAUAUUUUAUUGCACUUUGUAAAUGAUGAUAAGCUAGAAACAGCAGAGGAUAUUGAUAGUCUAAUAUCAGCUGAAAUUCGGGAUCAAACUGUUGAUCCUGAACUUUUUGAAAUUAUAAAAACAUGUGUGAUUCACGGACCAUGUCGAAGUUUGAAUCCCAAUUCUUCUUGCAUGAAAGAUGGGAUUUGCACAAAAAAGUUUCCUAAAGAAUUUAAUCCUCACACUGUUGCAACUUUCAAUGGCUAUCCUCACUACAGGCGUUUAGAUAAUGGUAGAGUAGUCGUUAUAAAAGGUAACCAAGUUGAUAAUCGAUGGGUUGUACCCUACAACCCUUGGUUAUCUAAAAAAUACCAAGCACAUAUUAAUGUUGAAGCUUGCAUGUCUAUUAAGUCAGUUAAGUAUUUAUAUAAAUAUGUCUAUAAGGGGCAUGAUUGUGCUCAUGUGUUAAUUAAUGAAAGUCUUGACCAUGAUGAAAUUAACACAUAUUUAGAUUGUCGCUUUGUUUCUGCACCAGAGGCUCUUUGGCGAAUAUUUGAGUAUUCCAUAAGUGAUAUGUCAGAAACUAUUAUCCGCCUUCAAGUCCACCUUCCUGAUAAUCAUAGGGUAUAUUUUAACGAAGGAGAAGAACGAGUAGCUAUAGAUCCUAACCGCUUGGUUUAA
Molecule: messenger RNA, 1860 nt
Organism: Hydra vulgaris (swiftwater hydra)
Lineage: Eukaryota; Metazoa; Cnidaria; Hydrozoa; Anthoathecata; Hydridae
Source: RefSeq, a predicted model, not a curated record